GCUAACGCCGCGGAGCUUCUUGCUAGCGCCGCUCCGUUUCAUUAUCGGGAUUAACGGGAUUCUGACGAACCGGGAGGCGGGAGCCGGGGUGUUUGGACCGAGGCGGCCAUUGCUCCUCUGGUGCGGGACUCCGGGAUAGUUUCAGAGGCGGGCUCGUGGAGUGGAGGAGGGCAAGAACACGUCUGCCAGGGAGAACAUGGAGAGAUGUCACUGUCCGCUGAGCUGAACAAUGGGAGCGAGGGCGUCGGUGUCGCUGUGUAACGACCCGUCUUCAGUGAGGAUCCUGAGGCCCAGCGCUAAGGUCAGCCCAGCGCUCACAGCUCCCAGCCUGGAGUCAGAGCCUGAAGUGGCUGCCAGCCGUGUGUUUGGUGUUGCCUUGGAAACACUGAGGGAGGAAGGGCAGAUGGUCCGUGGAGUACCUCUGGUGUUAAGAGACAUGGUGGAGUUUCUGGAGAUGAAUGGAAUGCAUCACAGAGGAUUGUUUCGUCUGUGUAGCUCCGUGGCGCGGACCAGGCAGCUGAGGCAGCUGUGGGACCAUGGAGAGAGAGUGGGCCUGGAGGAAGAGGCUGAUGUCUCCACUGUGGCCUCGCUACUCAAACUCUUCCUCCGGGAGCUGCCCACCCCCGUGGUGCCUGAACCCCAGCGCAAACAGCUCAUUCUAAGCCUUUCAGCAUAUGCAGAUAAGGCAGAAUUGAACCUGUCUCUGAGAGAGAAACUUCACCACCUCCCUGCCGACAGCCUCAUUAUUUUGUCUUACCUCAUCCACUUUCUGUCUAGAGUGGCUGCUCACAGUCAAUCAAAUCACAUGCCUGUGGAAAACCUGGCAACCAUCUUUGGGCCUUGUAUAUUUCAUGUUCCAGCAGGACCUGGGAUGCUGGAGGAGCAGAGUGUGUGCAAUGCCCUGUUGCUCCAUCUUCUCCAGCAUCAGAACGUUCUCCUUCCAGUCCCAGCCGAGAACACUGAGGCCCCCUCGAUCGCCUCCUCCUCACCACCUCCUCCCACCCUCUCGGCUCUUUCCCACUUUGAGGUCCGACCCAGCAGCUGUCACUCAGAGCAAAGUAGCGUGGACAGAUUGGAGGGAGACACCACGUUAGUCUCAGCGACGAGUUCUUGUGACCAAACAGUUUGGAUCCAAGCUCAACUCAGAAGUGCAGACACUCUGACGCAGAGUUCUGAAACCAGCUCUGACGUCAGUGCUGACAUUCAGAGGCUGAUUUCAGACCGGCAGGCUCUGGAAGAGAAGGGGAAAUGUACAGAGGCAGGCCGUGUCCCCUUCUGCCCUGCUGACCCAGGGCCAGAGCAGCAUCUGCACCAGAGCGGACAAUUUCAAAAGGUUCAAGAGACACCAUCAGAGUUGAUGCGUACCACAGAGGGGACCUUUUCACAGGUGUCACCGUUCAACUCGUUGUCUAAAGAGACAAAGAGGACAGAAGUAAAAAAGGAAGAGGACAUAUGGACACCUUCCUCUUCCAUUAGAGAUGACUCUUCAUUGGCCUCUACAAAUGUGGGGCAGACAUCAGUUUGCGACUGCUGCGUAACGAAUGGAUCAAAGAGAAAAACCCAAAUGCAGAAUCAACAUACAGAGAGUCUGCUGUGCUGCAUAGAGUACAAGACAGAAGACAAAAGCAAAGAGCCUGAUGGGAAGUGGAGAAGAGGAGGAGGAGGAGGAGGAGGAGGAGGUUGUCGUGGUUCUUCUAACAGUCACAAUGAUUGCAGAGGCAGGAACAACAGCCAUGACAGCCCUUCUUUCAAGCUGCAAGCCCUGGAGGCUGACUCGGGACCCCUGCCAGCGGCAGUAGACUCCCAAAUCCAGGACAGCCAUCCUGCUGAGCAACAGCCCUAUUCUACCGAAGAGCAUGUUUAUUUCACCCACAAGCCAUUCCUCCACUCGCCACCAUCACUCGCUCAGGAUUAUAACAAGGUUGACUUAUCACAGCCUGGACAGACACCUUCCCCUCAUUCAUCAGAGUCCAGUCCAGUCCCCACCACUGCCACUCUUUCUGAGGACACGUCAGGAGACGAUACCCUGUCGAGCCCAACAGGCCCCAACACCAGCCCGCUUCUGUCUUGUUUUAUGACGACUGACGGCCCUGUUCCCUCGCCGCGCUGCCCCAACCUCAGCCACAGCCUGCGUUACAACUUAGACCCCGAUACAGCCCCUUCUCCACCGAGUUCACAACACAUACGCAUGGCUCGCUGCAGCAUCCACACAGAACCAGACGAGGGCUCUGUGUCCAUCUCAGUGCUCAACAGACACAUCCACACCCUGAGGAGGAGGAUCAGGCAUUUUGAGGAGCGUUUUGAACAGGAGAAGCACUAUAAGCCUGCUCAUAAUGAUAAAACAGCAGAUCCAGAGAUGGCCAGACUAAUGAAGGAGCUCAUCAAGAGUCGCAAGCAGCUUAAAGAGCUAAAGCUGAGACAAACAGAAGAAGCAGGGCUGAGAGGACGGGGACGUUCCAAAACACGCAGGACCAACACAGACCAGAGCGAGGCAGCACUGACAGGAACAGAGCUGCAGCAACUCAACAACAACACCAACACCAAGCCAAACGUGGAGGAAACCGUCAACAUUAUCUCCAACAGACUGAAAGAGAGACGGAGAGAGCUUCGCCUGCCUGAUCACAUCAAGGAGAUGACCCAUUACCAGAUGACCAUGGAGAAAACUAGCAUGCAGAAGUGUUUGCUCUACUUUGAGAGUCUGCACGGACGUCCGAGUACAAAGCAGGAGCGGACUCUCAUGAAACCUUUCUACGACCGGUACCGUCUUCUCAAGCAGCUUCUGCUUUUUUCUGCGGCCUCGACCGUCAUUACGACCAUUGAAGAAGAGGAGGGCUCUGAUGAAGGUCAUCCCAAACAGCGAAGCCCCAGGCAGCAGCCACAUUGGCUUAAAUCUCCCAGGUGUGUGUCCUCAGACGAUUUGCUGCAGCUGCCUUCAUUAGAAAUGUCUGAAACACCUCUGGUGUCUCCGCUGGAUGAGGCGAAGAGUCUCCAGCCACAGAUCAUCACCAUGGCAACAUUACACGAAGCUUCCAGAUCAGAAUUACUGGAUCACCUCAGAGUCGCUCGAUCAGAGAAGCGGAGGCUUCACAAAACACUCAGAGAGUUUGAGGACCACUUCCACAUGCAGACUGGCAGGGCUUGUCAGAAGGAGGACCGUGGACAGAUGGCGGAGGAGUACUGCCAGUAUAAGAACCUCAAAGCGAGGCUCCGUCUACUGGAGGCCCUGCUCAGUAAACAACAGGACUCAACCAAGACCAGUUGAGUUAACUCACAGUGGGACUUUAAUGCAACUUAACAGGACUCGAUCAGAUCUGAGAAGCUGGUGGGCCUGGUCUUUAUUUUCAUGCCAUGCUCAUUAUGUGGAUGCACUUU
Molecule: messenger RNA, 3372 nt
Organism: Paralichthys olivaceus (Japanese flounder)
Lineage: Eukaryota; Metazoa; Chordata; Actinopteri; Pleuronectiformes; Paralichthyidae
Product: protein FAM13A-like
Biological process (GO): signal transduction
Source: RefSeq, a predicted model, not a curated record